AUGGCCACCAGCUCCACAGCCACCGCCUCGCUGCACCUCCUCCUCCCGGCCUCCCGCCGCCGCCGCCACUUCGUGCCUCGGGCCGCCCACUCCGAGUCCACCCCGCCCCCUGCCGCCUCCGUCGACCGCCGCCGCUUCAUUGCCCACACUGCCGCCGCGGCCGCCGUCUCGCCUCUCGUCUUGCCCCGCUGGACCCCCGCGGCGCGCGCGGACGACGCGCCGGCGCUCUCCGAGUGGGAGCGCGUCUUCCUGCCCAUCGACCCCGGCGUCGUCCUCCUCGACAUCGCCUUCGUCCCCGACGACCCAUCCCAUGAAGACGAAGAUUUCAACUACAGGUUCAACUCAGUAAGCUUCAAGGGCAAAGAGGGAUGGAUUAUCGGCAAGCCUGCAAUUCUGCUGCACACUUCUGAUGCUGGCGAGAGCUGGGAAAGAAUACCCUUGAGUGCCCAACUUCCUGGGAACAUGAUAACUGAAGACUUUGAGGAGGCGCAGGUGCAGAGCCGGGGGUUCGGGAUCCUUGACGUGGGCUAUCGCUCACAGGAGGCGGCCUGGGCUGCUGGUGGCAGCGGCGUGUUGCUGAAGACCACAAACGGAGGGAAGAACUGGGUGUGCGACAAGGCUGCCGACAACAUCGCCGCCAGCCUGUACUCCGUCAAAUUCCUUGAUGACAGCAAAGGCUUCGUGCUGGGCAACGACGGCGUGUUGCUUCGAUAUCUUGGCUGA
This is a messenger RNA of Miscanthus lutarioriparius, 723 nucleotides long. The record is from the annotation of a GenBank genome assembly. Lineage: Eukaryota; Viridiplantae; Streptophyta; Magnoliopsida; Poales; Poaceae.